AUGCCUGAGUCUUUGCACCCACUAUCAUUAUUCAUCUCUUCCUUCACUACAACCAAUGGUUCUUUUGAGUUCAGACCCAGAAAAUCUCUCUCCAUUUUCAGAGCAAAAGACCAAAGAAAUUCAGAAAUCAACAAAGACCCACUCCGAAAAAAGCAGAUUCUAAAGCGACUUGAUAAGAACAUGGCACCAACAUUAAAACCAGAUUCUGAAUCUCUUACAACUUUAUUGUUCAGGUCAAUGGUGAGGCUUGUGACAUCUUUUGUUGGUGAGCCAGCCAGGUCAGUCUCAACCGUGCUAUUCUACAGUGGUCUUCUUCCUCACAAUGUCAUUCUUCUCAGAAUGAAAGCAGCAUGUACAAUGUUUACUAAUGGAAAUCCGUAA
Sphenostylis stenocarpa is the source of this 381-nucleotide messenger RNA. Lineage: Eukaryota; Viridiplantae; Streptophyta; Magnoliopsida; Fabales; Fabaceae. The record is from the annotation of a GenBank genome assembly.